Messenger RNA from Xenia sp. Carnegie-2017, 730 nucleotides. RefSeq lists its product as uncharacterized. The transcript has 5 exons. NCBI's taxonomy places the organism in Eukaryota, Metazoa, Cnidaria, Anthozoa, Malacalcyonacea, Xeniidae. The coding region runs from base 118 to 615 and encodes 165 amino acids. The record is from RefSeq and is a predicted model, not a curated record.
UAACGACGACAACAACUGCGGUUGAAAUAGAAACGCACAAUUCUGCACGCGUGAGGUGAUUUUAGGGAAGAAAUUGUCCAGUUUCUGAGUGUGAAAUCUCACGACAUAUUGUCCAUAAUGCCGCGAAAUCCAUACCCUUUUCCUCAAGUGGAGAGCGAUGACAAUUUUGUCAAAGGUGAUCGCAGGAAGUAUGGUGAACCUUAUCAAACUGUCGCAGAGCGAUCAAAUGGAGACGAUCAAUGGAAUCGUCUGUAUAGAGCGGAGACAUUGUCGAGCAAACGACGCGAAGUAUUAUAUUUUGACCCACAGGCUCCCAGCGACAGUCUGGAUUUCGUUAUCAAGUCGACUUACGAUCAUCACGGGGAGUUUUUAAGUUCCAAAGCGGAAACACUGAUUCAACCGGAAACGAGGAAUUUUCAAAAUGGACGUGUCCUGAAGAAUCGCCCUCCACCAGCGGGUCCGAUGAUCGACCUGAACAAGUUGCCGCUGAGAAUAUCGUCUUCAAAUAAGCGAGAAAGUGUUCAUUCUGUCAACGGAGCAAUAGAGAGCCAUCACAGUGCUGCAACGAACCGCGGAUACUCCAGGAAACACGACGGAGGUUUUUAUGCAUGCUGAUUUUGGAAAGAUGGCAUCGUCAACUGUUUGCGUAUUUUUAUAUCUUGUCAAUUCCAAAAUAUUUUCUUCAAACUUUUUUUCUAACCGAGGUAAUAAAUUCUUCUCGAUUUGUGCA